AGUCCAUUAAAAAGUUGGGAACAGAGGUAGGUAAGAGAGAGUUUUGCCCCAUGUUGGAUACAAUCUGGUCUACAUUUUGGCAGAUAUUAGGAUGCUAAUGGAGAAAUACAAACAAGAAAUUGCCUAAAGGAUGCAGAGCUCAUGGAUUUCUUCUUUUUACAAGGGCAUCCAGGAAACUCAAAUCAACAGAAUCAUAAUGACCACCAGCAUGGUAAAGACUGGAAAAGAUCAGGCCUCUCUGCACUCCAACACUGUCUAUUCACCAGAGACACAGAAACGCAGGGACAUAUUAUAACAGCAAUAGACGGAUUUACAAGCUGCACUUCUCUGUGUUUGUGGCGUUAACUGUUGACCAAAGACUCUACAGAUGCGGCUGUGUGCAUGUCCUCCAUCAUGGACAAUGUGACCCCGGAGAGCCUCCCAGGUGACAUGGGCCUGGUGGACUACAACUAUCUGGCCCUGAUCUUGGGGGUGCCUCUCAUAUUGAUCAUAAUCCUGGGAAACAUCCUGGUGUGUCUGAGUGUGCUCACAGAGCGCUCCCUCAAAACUGCCACCAACUACUUCAUAUUCAGUCUGGCCAUAGCCGACCUGCUGCUGGCUGUGCUGGUGCUGCCCCUCUACGUCUACUCCGAGUUCAUGGGAGGAAUAUGGACACUGAGCACUUCCAUUUGCGACUUGCUGAUGACGAUGGAUGUAAUGCUGUGUACUGCCUCCAUCCUCAACCUGUGCGCCAUCAGUGUGGACAGGUACAUUGCAGUGGUGGUGCCUCUCAAGUACAACAGAAACCAGUUCAGCGUGCGGCAGCUGGCCCUCAUAACUGCCACUUGGGUUUUGUCUCUGGGUGUGGCUAGUCCCGUCAUCUUCGGUCUGAACCAGGUUCCUGGACGUGAUCCCAGUGUGUGUAAACUGGAGGAUGAUCGUUUCGUGGUCUACUCCUCCAUCUGCUCCUUCUUUGUGCCUUGUCCUGUCAUGCUCUUCUUAUAUUACUGGAUGUUUCGUGGGCUGAAGCGUUGGAGUGGGCGCUCACGGUCUCAAGCUGGACGGGAUAAUCGCCAUACUCUCUCCUUACACUUAAACUCCGCCCUCCGCCGCGCAAAAGCCACAACAACAGGAAAUCAAGAAAAGGUUGUGUAUGCAGUGGCACCUGGUCUGAGCCCAACUUCCCCUUCCACUAUUUCCCAGAUUACUCCCUCGGUUACCCCGGUGACUGAUGAGCAGGAUGUGGAGGCAGUGGUGAUGGAGAGUGACCCCAUGACAAUGCAGAAUGACAGUGUGUCGGAUGCAGACCUGACAGAGAGGAGGGACGGCAGCCAGCAAGGAAAAUACUCCUCCAAAAGCAGUGCAGUGAAAAGAGGCAGAAGAAACAGCAAGAGCAGCAGAGUGAGCGGACGUGAGCGCAAAGCCAUGAAGGUCCUGCCAGUGGUAGUAGGUGUGUUCCUGGCCUGCUGGACUCCAUUCUUCGUAGUUCACGUCACUAAUGUGUUGUGUCAGUCCUGCCACAUCGGGCCCACCCUGAUUUCAGUGGUAACAUGGCUGGGUUAUGUCAACAGCGCAGUGAACCCCAUCAUCUACACAGUGUUCAACCCCGAGUUCAGAAACGUCUUUCACAAACUGCUUUGCUGCCAGACAUGAGACUCAGUCCAUGUGUCUCAUUGUCCUUGGAGUGUUUAUGGUUUUUAGAGACUUACGAAAAUGAAGCCUUUUGUCAAAGAUUAAAUUUGUUUUUAUUGAAACUACUACAGUCUUCUAUGGUGUCCUCUUGGCCCAGAAGCAUAAAAUGUGAUCAUGUGCGAACCAUGGACUGAGUUUAAUUCAGUGUGCAAAUUAAUAAUACUAUGAAAUAUUUGUUGCAAACUGGGCACUGUAUUAUUAAAAGUAUAUGUUAUUAUUUGUAAAGUGAAGUAAUCAAAUCAUCUUCAACAAAUUGUUCAAAAAUAAAUACAUAAUAAUAAUGUAUG
Molecule: messenger RNA, 1958 nt
Organism: Periophthalmus magnuspinnatus
Lineage: Eukaryota; Metazoa; Chordata; Actinopteri; Gobiiformes; Gobiidae
Gene: drd4-rs
Product: dopamine receptor D4 related sequence
Exons: 5
Coding region: 382-1632 (416 amino acids)
Biological process (GO): adenylate cyclase-inhibiting dopamine receptor signaling pathway; adenylate cyclase-activating adrenergic receptor signaling pathway
Cellular component (GO): plasma membrane
Molecular function (GO): G protein-coupled receptor activity; dopamine neurotransmitter receptor activity, coupled via Gi/Go
Source: RefSeq, a predicted model, not a curated record